Acanthamoeba castellanii str. Neff is the source of this 801-nucleotide messenger RNA. Its product is annotated as DHHC zinc finger domain containing protein. Gene Ontology annotation, molecular function: palmitoyltransferase activity. The transcript has 9 exons. The coding region runs from base 1 to 801 and encodes 266 amino acids. The record is from RefSeq and is a predicted model, not a curated record. NCBI's taxonomy places the organism in Eukaryota, Discosea, Longamoebia, Acanthamoebidae.
AUGGUGCGAUCGUCAGGUCUGCUGUUGGCCACGGUCGGGGUGGUCGGCACGCUGUGGUGCGUCGGUCUGCACUUCGUGGCCGUGCUGCCGCACUUCGUGGGCCACCGACCACUCGAGUCGCUGGCCGGGCUGUGCCACCUGGCCUUCUCUGUCUUCCUCGCCCACGGCGGCUUCUACAAUUAUUUUAAGUGCAUGUACACGCCACCGGGCAGCCCUUCGCUGAGCGAGGCAAAGGAGAAGCAGUUAGAGUCUCUGCUCUUCAACCGCCGCUCGGCCGGACUGAAGGACAUCAAGCACAACGCGUGGUGCCGCAAGUGCGAGAAGCCCAAACCGAAGCGAGCACACCACUGCUCUAUCUGCAAAAAGUGCAUACUGGGCAUGGACCACCAUUGUCCCUGGGUGUGGACCUGCGUGGGGCAAAACAACCAGAAGUACUUCUUCCUCUUCCUCUUGUAUGCCUGGAUGGGCAGCUUCUACGGGCUGGUGAUGAUGUCCUACCCCUUCAUGGAGCUCUUCAUCUACAAGCCCUGGGAGAUCAAUGCAUCGAGGGAGUCUAUCUUCUUCUCCUGGAUCGUCAUCCUCUUUGGCAACUGUGCCGUGGCGGCAAUGGUCAUCUUUCAAGGCUACAUCAUCUCCAAAGGGAAGACGACGCUCGAAUUUUACCAGAGCCGGCGCCUCGCCAAGAAGGGAGCCGUGGCAGAGCAGGAAUACUUCAACGAGUACGACCACGGCCUGCGCAAGAACUGGGAGAUCUUCUUCGAGCGAAAAGGGUCAAGGUGCAUGGGUUCCCUUUUGAUGUAG